AUGGGGGAAAAUGUAACUAAUACCAUCGCAGUGACUUCUUUAUUAAUUCACACAUCGAAGAUUGAAAAUUUGUGGAAAUUAGAUUUAUUGGGAAUUCAAGACCCUGUUGAAACAAAAUGUAGAAAGGAAAUGGAAAUUGCCGCAUUGAAUCAUUUUAACGAAACUGUUACCUUUAAAGAGGGAAGAUAUGAGGUUCAGUUGCCUUGGGUAACAGAAAAGGACUGUUUAAGUCAAAAUUUGGAUAUUGCCAAACAGCGUUUAAACAGUACGACACACCGGUUGAUACAGAAGGGCAAAUUCCAGGAUUACGAAAAUGUUUUCACAGAUUGGUUAAAUGAAGGAAUUAUAGAGGAAGUUCCUGAACACGAAAUGAAUAAUUUGUAUCACUAUUUACCACAAGAAACUUCGACCACGAAAUUGCGACUGGUAUUUGAUGCUUCCUGUAAAGACAAAAAUUCGCGCUCACUCAAUGAUUGCCUAGAAAAGGGUCCAAAUUUGAUGGAACAAAUUAUUCCUAUAAUUUUAAGAUUUCGCAAAAAUAGAAUAGGAGUUAUUUCAGACAUAAGAAAGACUUUUUUGCAAAUGUCAGUGAAUAAGAGUGAUCGAGAUUUCUUACGAUUUUUAUGGUGGAAAGACUUUGACAAGAAGGAACUUAGAGUUUUUAGACAUAAACGCGUUGUUUUUGGAUUGAAUUGCAGUCCCUUUUUACUGGCUGCUGUAUUAAGCCAUCACAUUGAUCUAAAAUCGUCUAAAUACCCUGAAACAGCGGAAAAUUUAAAAGAAUCAUUCUACGUAGAUAAUUGCAUUACAUCAGUUCCUGAUGAAGAGACACUUACGCGAUUCAUCGAGGAAUCGAAACAGAUAUUAGAUUCUGCGUCAUUCGAUUUGAGAGAGUGGGAGCACACUUCUCUUUCGAAAUCUGAAGACAGUAUAGAACCUACUCCUGUAUUGGGAAUUUUGUGGGAUAAGGAAGAUGAUAGCCUUUUCUGUGAGGUGAAGACUGAUACUUACAAACCAGUGAAUCUUACUAGAAGAAAUAUAUUGUCUGCGGUACAUCGCAUUUUCGACCCCAUGGGUUUUCUCUGCCCUAUAACGCUAACACCUAAACUACUCAUACAAAAGACAUGGUUGUUAAAAAUUGGUUGGGAUACAAAUAUACCCGAAGACUUAGGAAACGAGUUCUAUUCGUGGAUUGAUGAUUUGUCACUUUUAUCCAGUAUUAGAAUUCCAAGGGCUUUAAGAUAUAAAUGGAAAUGA
Stegodyphus dumicola is the source of this 1257-nucleotide messenger RNA. RefSeq lists its product as uncharacterized. NCBI's taxonomy places the organism in Eukaryota, Metazoa, Arthropoda, Arachnida, Araneae, Eresidae. The record is from RefSeq and is a predicted model, not a curated record.